Molecule: messenger RNA, 2373 nt
Organism: Drosophila rhopaloa
Lineage: Eukaryota; Metazoa; Arthropoda; Insecta; Diptera; Drosophilidae
Product: facilitated trehalose transporter Tret1-2 homolog
Exons: 6
Coding region: 232-1743 (503 amino acids)
Biological process (GO): carbohydrate transport; transmembrane transport
Cellular component (GO): membrane
Molecular function (GO): sugar transmembrane transporter activity
Source: RefSeq, a predicted model, not a curated record
ACUAAAAUAAGCGGAAAAAUCAAAACAAGAAUAUAUAUAUAUAUGAACGCGCCUCUAAGAUAAUUAAUGAGAACCGAUAUAAAUAAGUGAAAUAUAUAAGCCAAUAUAUACAAACCAUAAAAAGUGUGUUUUACACCAACAAAGCGUCAUCAAAUUUGGCACAGUGCGUUGUUUGUGCGAUCGUCUUAUAUAAGGCGUUUUUAAAGAACCCGGAAAUCGGGCGAAUCUCGAAUGGAUUCGGAAAAGGUGGUCCGCGCAAUGGCACGUUGGUGGCAGACUGUCAGUCAAGAGGAUGGUGAUCAGAAUUCUCGCGAUCCGAUGAACUACGAUCUCCUCCAGGAAGGCGUGGGGAGGACUUCGAAGUCACGCCAAUAUCUUGCGGCCUUGAUAAUUUGCUUGGGAGCGGUUGCUGCCGGAACUGCUCUGGCCUGGACGAGUCCUGUUUUUCCGCAAAUCACUCCCAAUAACUCAACAGCCGGAAACUCCACAGCAAAUGCAACUAGUUCGACUUCCAGUAGUAGUGACAUUCUACUGACUAAAUCGCAAGAAACAUGGGUAGGCUCCCUGCUGGCAGCAGGUGCUCUUUUCGGAGCCCUGCCCUCUGGAUUUAUAGCUGAUACGAUCGGCAGACGCUACACCGCCAUGGUCAUGGACGUGCCCUUCAUUUUGGCCUGGAUUUCGAUCAGUUUCGGUCAGUCGGUCGGCUGGCUGUACGUGGGAAGGUUUUUGAUCGGUAUAUCCACUGGCAGCUUCUGCGUGGUGGCUCCCAUGUACAUCUCGGAGAUCGCGGAGACCAGCAUCCGCGGCAGCCUGGGCACUCUGUUCCAGCUGCUCCUCACGAUCGGCAUCCUGUUCGUAUAUGUGGUGGGGGCUGUGGUCUCGUGGACAACUCUGAGCACGCUCUGUCUGUUCAUACCAAUCCUGCUCUUGGUCGGCCUAAUCUUCCUGCCCGAAACUCCAGUCUAUCUGCUUAAAAGGGGUGAUCGCACAAAGGCCACCAGCUCCUUGAAAUGGUUGUGGGGAAACUACUGCGACACCAAUUCCGCCAUCCAGGUGAUCCAGCACGAUCUGGACAAGUCUAGUGGGGAUGCCUCGAUCAUGGAUCUGUUCAGCAAUCGCGCCUCCCGCAAUGGACUGGUGAUCUCGGUACUCCUGAUGGUCUUCCAGCAGUUCUCCGGCAUCAACGCGGUGAUAUUCUACACGAACCAGAUCUUUGUGUCGGCGGGCAGCACCCUGGACCCCAGCAUCUGCUCCAUAAUCGUGGGCGUGGUGCAGGUGGUCAUGACCUUGGCCUCCUCCCUGCUGAUCGACAAGUCCGGGCGCAAGAUACUGCUGGUCGCCAGCAGUGCGAUCAUGACCGUCUGCCUGGCCAUGCUGGGUGCCUACUUCACGAUAAAGGCAAACGGAGGUGCCGCGUCCAUCGGCUGGUUGCCCCUGCUCUGCGUGGUGUUCUUCAUCGUCAGCUUCUCGGUGGGCUACGGCCCCAUUCCCUGGAUGAUGAUGGGCGAGCUCUUCCUGCCGGACGUGAAGGGCACCGCCGUCUCCCUGACCGUCAUGGUGAACUGGGUGUGUGUGUUCGUCGUGACCUGGUGCUUCGGCUCGCUGCAGUCCUUCGGAGACGACGUGCCCUUCUGGUUCUUCAGCGGCUGGAUGGCGGUGGCCACCGUCUAUGUGGUCAUCUCCUUGCAGGAGACGAAGGGCAAGAGUGCCAGCCAAAUCCAGAGCUGGCUGAGCGGUCGCUAGGGGAUCCCUUCAGGAUCCUGCUUUUUAGUUUAUUCUAGCUAAAUGCCAAAAAGUAAUGUAGGAGUUUGGAGGGCUUGGUUUAAUACCUUUGCAAAAGAGUUAAGUUACAACCUAUAUAACAUAAGAAGAUUCUCCCAAUUGGUGUUCAUUUAUAAAACUCAACUCACACAAGAGAUUAACUAUUAAGCUAAAGUUAUUCUUUUUCAUUUCUGCAUUAAAUAAAACAAUAUUUAAUUUUUGAAUAUAUAUGUAUUUUAUAUGACUUAUUCCAUUAAAAUCGGAAGUAUAUGGAGUGAAUAAUAUUUUGCAAAGGUUUUAUAGCCAUUUCGAUCGAAGAACCAUAAUACGAGAAAUGUACAAUUUAACUUGUUAAUGUUCCACAAUGUUCAUAGUGUUUAAAUUGACUUCGAAGCUUACAUUUAGUGUAGUUCAACUAGUUUCUAAGUACUCAUGGCCCCCGUAAUGAUUUAAGGUGCGAAAAAGUUUCAACCUGUUUGUGCUCUUCUUCUUGUAUAAACUUUUCCUGCUGUACGUCAAUGUACGCGAAGAUGUCAAAGACAUAUACUUACAUGUACUAAUUAUAAUAAAUGUACAUAUAUUUGAUAAUAAACGUAUGCUAUAAAAAACGAA